Alternaria rosae is the source of this 1548-nucleotide messenger RNA. RefSeq lists its product as uncharacterized. The coding region runs from base 1 to 1548 and encodes 515 amino acids. NCBI's taxonomy places the organism in Eukaryota, Fungi, Ascomycota, Dothideomycetes, Pleosporales, Pleosporaceae. The transcript is spliced from 2 exons. The record is from RefSeq and is a predicted model, not a curated record. Gene Ontology annotation, molecular function: protein binding.
AUGAGGUCCAUUCUGACGCCUUACGAUGACCCACCCAUCUACCAGCUGCCGGAAGAGUUACUGCUGCAGGUCGCCUCUUAUCUUCCCGACUCAGCUGCACCCACGUCCCUCAAGGACCUGUGCCUCACGUCCCGCAGAUUUCGCUCUGUCGCCCAAGAGGCCCUUUACACCGCAGUGAAGCUGUUCAUGUCAUGUGGAUGUCACCCCAAGGUGAGCUCCCUUCUGCGGCUGCUGCGUACUCUCUUGGACCGCACAGACCUUGUCGCAAAGAUCAGAACCCUGCGCGUUGGGACAAUUCGCAAGAACGUCGCGAAGCUCUGUGAAGAGCAGGACUUCGACCUCGCGUCUUUACGCAUGCGAAGCUUGGCAAAGCUGGAACAGAUGGGACAUCCUACGUCGCAUCCUUGGCAUCGGACCAUCCGAAACUCAAUAGAGUCGGGAUUUGCUGGACUGCUGCUCGUACUGCUUCCCAACCUCACACACCUUGAAGUCUGGGUGAAAGAUCAUCAUCGCGGUCCGCCAUCAGGCGAAUGCAUCUCCGGGCUUUUUGGGGGGAUGUUCGCCCCUGCUAACAUCAUUCACGGUUGGAGCACGCUUCGGCAUUUGACUACGAGCGACACCCACUUGCUGAAGUCUGGCAUUCACUACGAGAGUCUUACAAGCCUUGAUCUAAAAACGAUUUCCAUUGGUACCAUCCUGCGUCUCAACGGUCGUGGGUGUCUGCAGGGCGCUGAAAACCUUCAUCAUCUAGCUUUAAGUGUCUCGAUACAAUUUGCUGAUCGUCCCCUGAUCGAGAAGGCGGAAAUUCAACUCAGCGACUUGUUCGAAGCUCUCGACUGCAGGCGGCUGCUAAGUCUCAAAAUGCAGCUUAUCAACGACAGCUAUCAUCUCACUGACGAUCGGGAUACCCAGCUUGAUGCAGGCUAUCUCAUAGAUCAACUUGAUAGCAUGCGAGAUAGUCUAGAAACGCUUGCAAUCACGCAUGAAAUAACUGAUGACGACUCGGAUUUAGAAUGGCUGCUGGAAUUGCUGACAAACCAGAAGAGAUCGUUUGAACACUUCACCAACCUCAAGCAUCUUAUCAUCCCACAGUUGUUCAUUUUCAAUGCGGAAUCAGCGGCUUGGCCGAAAGACUGCUGCCAGCCGAAAGAUUUGCCACCAAAACUCGAGACGUUGGAGAUCCUUUACCCCCAAUCAGAGAUGGACGACUGGGUAGCGGGCUUCGUGCCCCCAAUAGAAGAUCAUACCAAUUUGGCCUUAGGCUAUCAUACCAAGCUGCCCUCGGCUUUUCGGAGGAUCACAUUGACGUGUCGCGACGAAGUUGGCUCAUCUGCAUCGUUCUUCACGAAGAACAUAGACGAAAUUUGGGCGAAGAUGGCGAUACUUCUCCGUAUUCAGACGUACGUCAUCUGUCAGACCCAAGGAACCAGAUACAACUUGAUAGAUUUGUACGAAGAGGAAAUGAGCGACAGCGAAGGGGAAACGACUGACAGCGAAGACUACGAAGAGCAUCCUCCACUUGAAUUCUCACUGGAUCAGACGGACUAG